GCUGUGACGCGGGCCAUGGGCGGGCUCAGACCAAGUCGGACGACGGUUAGUGCGCGUGGUGAGACGACGAGCGCGGACCGAGGAGACAUGGCGGCUGAUAAAUACCUACCCGAGCUGAUGGCCGAGAGGGACAGCCUGGACCCCUCCUUCGUGCACGGCUCUCGGCUGCUGUCGGCAGAAAUUGAAAAGGUUCAGAAGGGAGAGAAAAAAGAAGAUGAAAAGAGAUUCCUUGAUGUUCUGACACAGAAAAACAUCAAGCUUUCUGAGCGAUGCCUGAUACCAGUUGCACAGUUCCCAAAGUUCAACUUUGUAGGGAAACUACUUGGACCAAGAGGAAAUUCAUUGAAGCGGUUACAGGAGGACACUGGCACAAAAAUGUCCAUCCUUGGGAAAGGCUCAAUGAGAGAUAAGGCCAAGGAAGAUGAGCUCCGUAAAGGAGGAGAAGCUAAGUAUGCACACUUGAACAGUGAUCUGCACGUUCUUGUUGAAGUCUUUGCACCUCCAACUGAAGCCUAUUCACGAAUGUACCAUGCUAUGGAGGAGCUGAAAAAAUUUCUCAUACCCGACUACAAUGAUGAAAUAAGGCAGGAGCAGCUAACUGAGCUGGCAUACUUGAAUGGCGGACAAGAUGCAUCCCGUGGGAGAGCUGUACGUGCCCGAGGCGCUCCACCUGUACCACUUGCAAGUGUGUUUCUUGGUAGGGGCCGUGGUGUCGCACCACCUCCUCCUUCCCCGCAGUACGGACCACGAGGUGCAAUGACGCGUGGAGCAGCAGUGAGAGGAGCACCAGGAGGCCGCAGAGAAGUGACAACUGGGCGUGGUGCCACCCCAGCACAGAGGGGUGCCCCAGCACCUCGUACUCGAGGGACACCUGCGGUGUACAGACAACCACUGCACCCACCGCCUGCUCAAGACAGCUAUGAUGAAUAUGGCUAUGAUGAUGGCUAUUCAGAGCAAAAUUAUGAUAGUUACGAAAACUAUUAUGAUCAAGCCCAGGGCGACGCUGAAUAUUUUGACUAUGGACAUGGUGAAGUGCAGGACACAUAUGAUGAUUAUGGUCAGGAGGAAUGGAAUGCAGGACGAACAAGCAGGAAGGCACCAGCAAGGCCACUGAAGGGAAUGUACAGAGAACAUCCCUAUGGGCGAUACUAAGACCAGCCUCCUACCAUGUGUGCGUCCUUAUAAAUUGCUUCAGUCUUCUGUGGUCACCAUCUUGUUAUCAACUGUGAGACAAGUAAUAGUCCAUUUGUUUUCUACUCUGGAAAUUUAUUGGGUGGACUGAUUUAUGUACAUGUUUAGAUAAUUAAAAUCCAUGAUAGUGCAACUCUGGCAUGAUUGUUUCAAUAAAUUAGUGAGCAGUGAGUUCUAGCUGAAUCCAAAUGAUUAGAAUGCUUUGUUUUUGUUUUUAUACUGUUGGCGCAUCUGUCAAUUUACAUGUACAUGUAAAGAUGGCUUUUAUUUGCCAUUUGAAUUUCAUUCUGCUGUGUAGGUUUUUUUAGGCCUGUUUACUUAGACAUUUCUGUUGAUUCAGUUUAGACAAUGUUUUAACUGAUCUUUGGAGUUGCAGAAUCCCAUUGGAUUAUAUAAGCUGCAUUUCAAACCUGUCAAAUCAAAUCUUCGCCACAUUCCAUUCACCUUCUGUCUCCCUGCAGAAUUAUACAUAUUAAUGAAGCUUUGCCAGUCUCUUUGCUACAAUCUAUUCUUAGUGGAUUUAUGCAGGCCCCAAAUACUAUUUUAAGCCUAAUUAGUGUUUCAGUGUCAGAUAAAGGACCUCUUAACCAAGAGUGCAAAUCUUUAGGAUUUUUAUAAAGGGAUGUUGUGUACAAUUGAUCUUGAUUUCUCUUUUUUCCAAAGACCCUCCCAAGGUUGACAUGUUAACGAUCCAUUGGAAUUCCCCAAGGCAACAUUUUCACUUCUGGUGGAAGGGAAAUAUAUUGUCAAUGUAAAUAAUUUUUUAAAUUUUGCUUCCAGCUUGCAGAAAGCUUGGUUGCAUUCCUUGCUCAUUAUAAAUGGGAUUGUUCAGUAUAUGCCAGCUUGGCCUCUUGGAGUAGAAUGCCAUCUUGGUUUUUUGGUAUGGGUUGAUUAUGGCAAGUACAUAAAUGUGUACUUGAAAUUGCAAUUUAUUCUCAAACAGAGUCUGUCAGUCAUUCAGCUCCCAGUGUCUGCUGUCAGCUCUUAUGUUCCUUAGCAUUUUAUUUAAAUUUGGGUUACUGGAUGAGGAGCUUCAGUAAUGUAAUUGUCAGCCCUGCCAGGAAACCUUGCAAAAACUGCAGUAAUUUCAGCUGGUGGGAGUAGGGAGAUCUUUUCUUUCUUCCCCAGCUGAUCUUCCAUGAACUUGAGGUUACUUGACUUCAGAAGCAGUUAUGCAUGUUUCCACAGUAUAUACUGAACAUUAGUGAUGUCAAAGGAAAAAUUUUGAAGGACUUUUGACACCAUUAUAUUUACUUGUGGAUAGGUUUUGGGCAUGUGCUUCAGGGUUUUUAUGUUGAAGCAGUGUUUAGUUGGAUCUGUAGCAACUUGCAUUUCAUAGAGGGUGUCUAUCAUUUUGUACAAAAAGUGUCAAGUGUUUGGGUAGCUGGGAUCUUUAUAUUCAAGCAUUUUUAGUAACUUAAGAGUUGAACAUUUACCUAAAUUUUAUGGUCCAUCAUGUCAGAAAUAAUUCUGAAAGCUAGUGGAUUUUCUUCAUUCCAUUCCCCAUUCUCCAUCAUUACUACUUUUUCCAUUUCCCUCUGUGCUUAUGGCGAUCUUCAAGAGGGCCUUUCUGCUAAUGUAAAAAGGGAUGUUGCAGCUAAACUUGAGUUCAUGUGUGUAGUUGGAAGUUUAUAGCCACAAUUGUCUGUUAUCUUUAAUCUGUGCCUGGACAUAAAUAUGCAUUACACUCCUUGUGUGAGCCUGCCUAAAUAGGUAGCUAAACAUUUGUCAGACACACUUGCAGCAGUUUGUCAAUAAAGUUCAAUUCUUUUGUAUAGAACUAAACCGAAUUCCCUCUCUUCCUUAGAAAUAAAACUUUUUUUUCCUGCAGUACAAUAAACACUUUCACUAUAAAUUUAAAGACCUUGUUGUUCUAAUGAUUUCAUUUUACCAAAAAAAAUAGUUUGGUUAAAGUCCUUGGAUUGAGUUGAAAGUUAAAAGAAAACCGGUUAAACCUGUUGCAUGUAUUUUGGUUAAUAUGUACAGAAACGGUGAAAUAAACACACAAAUGGUUUCAUCUUGCUAAAAUAAA
Molecule: messenger RNA, 3223 nt
Organism: Pristis pectinata (smalltooth sawfish)
Lineage: Eukaryota; Metazoa; Chordata; Chondrichthyes; Rhinopristiformes; Pristidae
Product: KH domain-containing, RNA-binding, signal transduction-associated protein 2-like
Exons: 9
Coding region: 16-1152 (378 amino acids)
Biological process (GO): regulation of alternative mRNA splicing, via spliceosome
Cellular component (GO): nucleus
Molecular function (GO): poly(A) binding; mRNA binding
Source: RefSeq, a predicted model, not a curated record